This is a messenger RNA of Paecilomyces variotii, 277 nucleotides long. RefSeq lists its product as hypothetical. NCBI's taxonomy places the organism in Eukaryota, Fungi, Ascomycota, Eurotiomycetes, Eurotiales, Thermoascaceae. Bases 40 to 255 code for a protein of 71 amino acids. The transcript has a single exon. The record is from RefSeq and is a predicted model, not a curated record.
GACGCCUCUAUCUCACAACCUGGGUAUGAUUUGGGAACAAUGGCCUCUGACGGGUACGAAUCGAUUGCUGACCCAUGGAUAGUCUUCUCCAUCAGUACCGCCUGCCUGGGCGGAGUCUCCGUCUUCGAAUACUUUUAUCGGUUCUACAACCUGUUUAGGAAGGGUUCAAAGGCCAGGCCGCUGAAUGCACGGCGAUCAUGGGUACGUUUGGCAUACAAAUCCAUUCAAAGGGAUAAGCCGUUGACGGAAUUCUAGCUGGACUUUUUCCACAUCAACU